CCUCAAACUCUUUAUAAAAAGUUUAGUAAUGCAGUUGCAUAUUAUAAACAAGAAAAUAAAACAGUAAUUGAUAAAAAAAUACGUUCAUAUUUUAAUUCAAUUUCUUUACAUGUUUAUUGCCAUCAAUUAAAAUUUACCUCACACAAUACAAAUAAUUCUGGCAGCUCUUCUUUACCAAAUAAUACUUCAUUGAUUCAUAUAUCUCUACAAUGUGAAGAUGAAUUGUCUAAAAAUGCCAUAAGUCAACGAGAUGCAUUUCAAAAAAUAACAGCAGUGACUAAAAAAAUAUCAGAAUAUGAACAAAUAUAUUUAAUUUCAACAGAUGAAUCAUUUAAGAAAACAUUA
Molecule: messenger RNA, 345 nt
Organism: Dentiscutata heterogama
Lineage: Eukaryota; Fungi; Glomeromycota; Glomeromycetes; Diversisporales; Gigasporaceae
Source: the annotation of a GenBank genome assembly